CCGCCUGCCCAGCCUCCUUGGCUCCCUCCCGCGCCGGUCCCUGGCGCAGGCCGCGGCGGCUGCGGCCACCCCCGCCUCCUCCUCCACCGCUGGCGCUCCUUCAGGACGGGAAGAGGUGGGGGGGUGGGUGGUCGGGGGGGGUCAUGGCGUCCUGCGUGGGGAGCCGGACCCUGAGCAAAGACGAUGUGAACUACAAGCUGCAUUUCCGCAUGAUCAACGAGCAGCAAGUGGAGGACAUCACCAUCGACUUCUUCUACCGACCGCACACCAUCACCCUGCUCAGCUUCACCAUCGUCAGCCUCAUGUAUUUCGCCUUUACCAGGGAUGAUUCUGUCCAAGAAGAUAAUAUUUGGAAAGGCAUCCUCUCUGUUAUUUUCUUCUUUCUCAUCAUCAGUGUAUUAGCUUUUCCCAAUGGUCCUUUUACCCGACCACAUCCUGCUUUAUGGCGAAUGGUUUUUGGUCUCAGUGUGCUCUAUUUCCUGUUUCUGGUAUUUCUUCUCUUCUUGAACUUUGAGCAAGUAAAAGCUGUAAUGUACUGGCUAGAUCCAAACCUUCGUUAUGCUACACGAGAAGCUGAUAUCAUGGAAUAUGCUGUCAACUGUCACGUCAUCACCUGGGAAAGGAUUCUCAGCCAUUUUGACAUAUUUGCUUUUGGACAUUUCUGGGGCUGGGCUAUGAAGGCCUUAUUGAUUCGGAGUUAUGGACUGUGCUGGACAAUCAGUAUUACCUGGGAGCUGACUGAGCUUUUCUUCAUGCAUCUUCUGCCUAAUUUUGCUGAGUGCUGGUGGGAUCAAGUCAUUUUGGACAUCUUGUUGUGCAAUGGAGGUGGCAUCUGGUUGGGAAUGGUAGUUUGCCGAUUUUUAGAGAUGAGGACUUAUCACUGGGCCAGCUUCAAGGACAUUCAUACUACUACAGGGAAAAUCAAAAGGGCUGUGUUGCAGUUCACUCCCGCCAGCUGGACUUAUGUUCGAUGGUUUGACCCCAAGUCUUCAUUUCAGAGAGUGGCUGGAAUAUACCUUUUCAUGAUCAUCUGGCAGCUGACAGAAUUGAACACCUUCUUCUUGAAACAUAUCUUUGUGUUUCAUGCAAGCCAUCCAUUAAGUUGGUGUAGAAUUCUCUUCAUUGGUGGGAUCACUGCACCUACUGUUAGACAGUACUAUGCUUAUCUCACUGACACACAAUGUAAACGAGUGGGAACACAGUGCUGGGUGUUUGGAGUCAUUGGUUUUCUGGAAGCAAUUGUUUGCAUAAAAUUUGGGCAAGAUCUCUUCUCCAAAACUCAAAUACUUUAUGUUAUACUUUGGCUUCUUUGUGUGGCUUUUACUACUUUCUUGUGCUUGUAUGGUAUGGUUUGGUAUGCAGAGCACUGUGGUCACCGAGAAAAGACAUAUUCUGAGUGUGAAGACAGCCCUUACAAUUCAGAUGUCUCCUGGCUUCAUUCUAAGUUUACAAAAGGUACUGAAGAGAGUCCACCCAAACAUUCGGGGAAUAGUGAAAGCCAUUCUUCCAGAAGAAGGAAUCGCCAUUCUAAAGCAAAAGUAACCAAUGGAGUUGGCAAGAAAUAAUAAAAUAGAAAACAAACCCCUUGUUUAUCAAAGAUGUUCCAGAGUGCCUAGAAUUGAGAGUGACACUGGAUUGGUUCUGACUUCCCUAUUAAGAGGUUAAUUUGCAUAGAGAAAAGCAGCCAAGGGAUAUGAGGGUUGACUUGGGGUGGGGAAACCCUUGAAGGAAGGCUCAUCCCUUUCACAUGGAUUCUAUAUUUCAGAUCAUUGCUUGCCACCCCUUGACAUUUUCCAGUCUCUUCUAUCUUCUGUUUCGCUCCCAUCUUUCCCUGGAAGAGAUAUAGUGUGUCCAAAGGGAGGUGGAGCUAUUUCUUCACCCUUGCCAAGAGCAGUUUUAGUGUUGGAUGCAUCUUAAAUUUUUUCCUUUGGAAAAAGAGCAUAAACCCCAAGGGGAAUGGACCUGUCACCAGUUUUGUUUUUCAGUCAGUCGCUUUGUUUUUAUACUUUGGAUUUCUUUAUGCCUCUCUGCUGUCAACUAUUCUACAUUGCCAACACGUAAAGCUUCUGUAGCCUUUGUGGGAAUCUUUUCCCUUUAGGGAAAAAAGGGGGCAUUUUUGUUGUCACUGAUAAGGCUUCCUUAAAAAACACAACUACUCAUGUCAAAUCCAUGAACUGUCAGAGAGGGUACUAGGCUUCAGGCCCGACCUCUUUUGUUGUUCCGUUCAGAAUACCCUUUGUUCAGCCUUCUCUAUAACAUAUAAGCAACCUUGUUACAAAGGCAGUGACCGAUGGUUUCUGUCCACAACCAGGUGCCUUUUACAUUUUAUCCUAGCUUGUUUUCUUUCCAUGGUGUACAUUAAGUGUAUCUUUUAGUCACAUGGGAGAUGCUGGUAAGUAUAUUAUCCUGCCAUCCUUAACAUAUUUUAUAGAAUAUUAAUCCUUAUGGUUCACCUUCACCUCUACUGGAUUCCAGUUUUAAAUAAAACAGUUUCUGUUAAAGGUCAUUAAAGGCCUGGUUUAAAAACUGCCCAUAUAAAAUCACUAAUUUCUUUAGAAAUUCAAAUAGAUCUUUAAUCUACUUCUAAGAAAUUACUGUAACUUCCAUGGACAUAUAAGGUAUGAGUAUGUUAGCCUGUUUCCAAACUUUUCCAAAUGAUCAAUGACAAGUAAACAACAUUUUUGUUGUUUAUGACAAUGAUGAUGAUUUCAUCAAUCAAAUUGAGUUUUUUCCUAAUAAGGGGUUGAUGCAUUCGUGAUUGACCAUUGACCUUUAGAUACAGGCUUGCUGAAAGAAAUCCAUUUGUUCCCACAUCUUGUAGAAUGUGGGAUGUUCAGAUGUCUUUGCACUCUUUCCUUCCCCCACCAGGAAACUCUUAGUAAUAGAUGGGUCAUGUUUUUCUUUUUCUGCAAAAGAAUUUCGAGGUGAAAGGGUUAAAUGAAUCAAGCGAACCUGGGGUUACUUCCUGUGCUCUGUGCCUCUUAGAAAUGACUUGAUUGUGGAGCCACAAACAACCAGUCUAACAGCCAGACUUGUUAAGUACACAACCAUCAGGAGACACAUUGUCCAUGGGAUAACUUAAUUGUAAGAAGUUUAACAAAGGGAAGUUACAGUGAUUGGCCACAAGCUGUGUGCUGUUAAGUACUUAUAACAAAUCUACCAUUCCCAAACUGGGUUUGAAAAUAAGAAAAAAAGUCCAAGUUUUAUUAGAGCAUUUCUAUAGCCCACAAAUAUCUAUUCUUUAAAAUAGACAGUUGUACAGUAUAAAUUAUUUGAACUUGAAGUUAGUGUUUCUCACUCCCCCCUACUAUAGCUAUAUUAAAUGUUAUGACACAUGAAGAUGGCAGAAGAGAACUAAAAACAUUUUCAAUAUUUAUGCAUUUAUUUUUCCUUCCCACAGUGUGCAGUGUCCAUUUCCACCAUCCCCCCUUUACUCUAAGCAUGUGGCAUAGCACUGACUGCAUGUGGAAGUUAAUUUUCCUGAUUAGUGAUGUGUGUGCUGCCAGUGCAACAUGUUUCUGUGUCCCAGAACCUCUUGCCUGACUUCUUUUCAUUUUAAAACUUGGAACAUAGGAAAUUAGAGAAGUAGGCACCUGUUAAGCAGGUGGUAAAUCUCAUCAUAUCCUACAAUGCAAAACCCCGAUAUCAUUCUUCCCCUGAUCAGCCUGGAAGAGCCAGAAAAGUAGCGGAAUGUUAAAGGAAAUGUUCUCAUAUGCUUUCCAUGCUUCUUUUCCUCUUUGAAUUAAAGCUUUUUUUUUUUUUCUUACGUGCAAGAGUUUUUCAUGACUUAUAUGGGAGGAAGGGGGGGGGGGGGGGAGCGCUUUCCCUAGUUGGCCAAAGCCACAGUUAAGAUUUCCUUCAGUUCUUACAGCAGCACUACUGGCUGAAACCAGUCUUUUCCACUCCUGUUUCCAUGGAUAUGGACUUCACAUUACCAAAAAUAGAAUAAAAUGCUUUAAAGUUGUCACUUGAUAGCUGAAGUGAUUUGAUUUUAAAGCAUUUAUUCCAUUUCCACUGGGCCAUACAUUGACUACUUUUGAGGGGAAACACUCGUUCCAGACACGAAUGAGAAUUUUUGAUGCAUUUUCCGCUAUUAGUGGUAUUUGCAAAAAAGUGUUAAUGGCUAGGGUUUUUUGUUUUGGUUUUUUGCCUGUCCCCAAUCUUUCCAUAGCCUCUUACCACUUUUCCCAUGUCUGUUUUUCUCAUUUUAUAAAAUGAAAUUUAGUGUAUUUAUCUCAUAGGGAUGCCAGGAAGUUGUAUUGCUUUGUUUAUUUUGAUCAUGAAAAAUAAAUGCUUGUCUGUCAUUUUCAUUAGGCCUGAUUCCUCAGUAUGUUAGGGUAAGUAAGUGAAAUUAAUGAAAAAUGAAAUCAAGCUUUUUCCCAAAUACCAAGCAGAUUUGGUAUUAUUGAUUUCCUCAGGGCUACUCACAAGCCUUUCAAGAACCAUUUUCAUCUGGCAUUUGGUUUUGACUAUUGGAAACUACUUUUGUCCAUUUCUGUUGUCAGCUCAUUCAAUCCAGAAUGGGGUUGGUUAUUGAGGACUACCCAGUCACUGAGAAGAAAGCUACAGAGUCAGAGUGAACAGGGAAAACUAACAACCACUAUUAAUGGUGAGAAAGCUUUAAAGGUGGAGUUGCAAAAUAAAUCCAUGUGCCUAAUUGCCUAAAUGAAUUAUACUUAACUACUAACAAAGAAGUUCUCAUCUUCUGUCCUCUUUUUGUUUCAGUGACUUAUGUUAACAACAUUGUUUUUUUAUCCAAAAGGUGAUAUUCUCAAAAGGAGCAAUAGGUGUGCUAGGGAUGUACUAUGAAAAUUUCCCUUUUAUCAAUUCUGACACUGAAAUCACUUUUUACAAUAACUCAGCCCUAUUUAGCAGUGAUUCAUUAAGCAAUGUACAUUACUCCCCUCCCUGUGCCUUGCACAUAGUAGGUGCUCAUUAAUGAUGAACAAAAUAGUGUAUGUGUUACUCAUGUGUGUCUAGUACUUUUGAUUUUAUCCUUUUUAUGACUUCCUAAUGAGAUGGCUAAGAUGAAUGGGCCAUUUUUUAAAAAUCACAUUCCUCAUUCUAUUGUAUGAAGAGUAUUGAGGACUACCAUCAGGAAAGGUUAUGAUUUUUUUUUUAGUUGACCUGGUAAUGUUCCUUUUGGUUAAAUAAGAUGAAUGGAUGGGUGGUAACUUUUAUUUUGCUUUUCUGGUUAAGUUUUUUGAAUUUCAACAGGCAGUAUUGAUGUCGGCUCAAGGACAAAAACAAUUUACUAGACAGAACUUUUUUUUUUUAACUUGGAUUCUUAAACUG
Messenger RNA from Sarcophilus harrisii (Tasmanian devil), 5295 nucleotides. RefSeq names its product phosphatidylserine synthase 1 (gene PTDSS1). The transcript has 13 exons. Lineage: Eukaryota; Metazoa; Chordata; Mammalia; Dasyuromorphia; Dasyuridae. Gene Ontology annotation, molecular function: L-serine-phosphatidylethanolamine phosphatidyltransferase activity. The record is from RefSeq and is a predicted model, not a curated record. Bases 144 to 1565 code for a protein of 473 amino acids. Gene Ontology annotation, biological process: phosphatidylserine biosynthetic process.